UGCUGACAAUUUGUUUACCGGAACGCGAUUUAAUUUGGUUUUAUCGGUUUUAUUACAUUUAUUAGAUUAGGUACAUCCGAAAGUAAAAGCAAGUUUUUCGAUGUUAGCGAAAUCCGAAGUUUAUUGUCUUCCAUUUCCACCAUUAACGGUGCUUUUAGACGUGCAUUGUUAGGUAUAGUGAUUGCGAGAAUGCAAAACGAAAAGGAAAAUUCCACUUCCAUAAAAUUGGAAGAAUCCACUACGAUAAAAGUCGAAGAACUUAUUAUAACCGAUGUCCUAGAUGUAAAAGGUGAACCAAUAGAAAUUAACGGAUACUCCUGUGAAACUACACUGCCUGCGACCCCCAAGGAUGAUACAUCAGUUGUGAUAAAAGCAUCUACUGCAAUAGACAUCAUUGAUGGAGUAAGAACAGAAACGGCUCCUGCUGUAGCAGCUGAUGAAAAUGGCAAAGCUGAUAGUUUCAGCAACUCGCGCGCUUUGGAAGUGCACCCUCCGAUCGGCAGUGGUAGUCAACCGAAAUACAUUUGCGACAUCUGUGGAGCAUCCUACAAGUCGCGUGGUGGUUUACACAAUCACAAAAAAAUCCACACAUCCACAUCCGUUGAGCCAAAACCUUACAAAUGUGACCAGUGUAGUUCUCGAUACGCUUACAAGCGUAAUCUCAAUUUUCACAAAAAGAAGCACCUACCGUCAAGUUCCAAUUCUGAAAAGCUCAAAUGCGACUUAUGCGGUAAAACUUUCUCGACAAAUCGAACACUGAAGAUUCACCGUAUUUUAAAACAUACGUCGGAAAAGGAUUUCAAAUGUGACAUUUGUGGUAAAGAGUACCAUUUAAUGAAGCAUUUGAAGAGCCACCUGAAAUUCCACAGCUCGGAGCGUUCGUAUAAAUGUGAUAUCUGCGGCAAUGGAUAUCAGUGGAAAGGAAGUCUGGAGAAACAUAUGAAAAUGCACACCACAACGCAAUCUUUCGAAUGUGACAUAUGUGGUAAACUUUGUACUGCCAGAACACUGCGGCAGCAUAAAAUCGUUAAACACACGUCAGAAAAAAAGUUUGCGUGUAACGUAUGCGGUAAAGAUUUCCAUAUGCAACAUUUGCUUACAAGGCACCUGAGGUGGCACAACUCGGAAUUCCUGCACCAGUGUCCGGUUUGUGGAAAAGAUUUUCUAUUUCGAAGUGAUCUUGCGCGGCACAUGUCUAUUCACAACGAUGAGCGACCAUUUAAAUGCGAGCUCUGCGACGCAUCCUUUAAGGCACGCGUUGUCUUGCAGGGACACCAAAGGCUCCACAUAUCCGACGGUCAAACACACGUUUGUGAUAUCUGUGAACGAAAGUUUGCCACCAAAGAGACUCUCAAAUAUCACCUGAGAACUCACACCGGAGAGCGACCGUUCGAGUGUGACAUAUGUCACAUAACUUUCAUCACAGGCAGAUUACUUAAUGAUCAUAAAAUGUCAAAACAUACCAAGGAAAAGAAUUUUAAAUGCCCAGAAUGUGGUAAAAGUUUUCACUUGAAAGCACAAUUAACACAGCAUCUGCAAAUACAUAAUCGCAAGAGGAAAUCACAUACUUGCGACCACUGCGGUGCGUCAUACAAGUCACGUGUUGGUUUAUACAUUCACAGAAAAAAAUUCCACGCAUCCGUCGAGCCAAAACCUUAUCAAUGGGAUCAGUAGUUCGUCGAUUCACUAAAAGAGCAAGUCUCAAUUCUCACAAAAAGAAACACGUACCGUCAAGUUCCAGUUCGGAAAAGUUUAAAAUUUAAACAGUUAAUGUGGCUAAUGCAAUAAACCGACAAACUGAUGACAUGACAUCCCAUACAUUUUCCUGAAAAAACUUAUGUUCGAAAAAUUUGAAUCAAAAUAGGGUAAGGAACGAGUUAAGCAGUGUCACCUAUUUUAAUCAGUUGAACCUAAAUGAGCCGAAAAUGCACUUUUUUAUUCACAUUUUCAAAAUCUUUUGAUAGGAUCAUCUUCACAAAUCACU
Sabethes cyaneus is the source of this 1984-nucleotide messenger RNA. RefSeq names its product zinc finger protein 664-like. The transcript is spliced from 2 exons. Gene Ontology annotation, molecular function: RNA polymerase II transcription regulatory region sequence-specific DNA binding; DNA-binding transcription factor activity, RNA polymerase II-specific. The record is from RefSeq and is a predicted model, not a curated record. Gene Ontology annotation, cellular component: nucleus. Bases 190 to 1674 code for a protein of 494 amino acids. Gene Ontology annotation, biological process: regulation of transcription by RNA polymerase II. NCBI's taxonomy places the organism in Eukaryota, Metazoa, Arthropoda, Insecta, Diptera, Culicidae.